This is a messenger RNA of Penicillium cinerascens, 1683 nucleotides long. Its product is annotated as putative extracellular lipase. The record is from RefSeq and is a predicted model, not a curated record. Bases 1 to 1683 code for a protein of 560 amino acids. The transcript has a single exon. NCBI's taxonomy places the organism in Eukaryota, Fungi, Ascomycota, Eurotiomycetes, Eurotiales, Aspergillaceae.
AUGCUGUUCCUGUUCCUGUUGUUUUUGUUACCUGCGGUUCUAGCUGCUCCGACCAAGGGAGUUGUUGACCCCACGGUCACAAUCUCGCAUCCCCGGGCCACUAUUCUUGGCUCGUCGGGACCGAACAAGAUCGAUAAUUUUAAUGGCAUCCCCUUCGCACAAUCUCCGACGGGAUCGCUUCGGCUUAAGCCUCCUAAGCCGAUCGAAAGUCCCUUAGGUGCUAUACAGGCGGUUUUGCCGGCCAAAUCAUGUCCUCAAUUUGCUAUGAACACCGACACCAGCGAUUUCCCCGUGUCGGUGAUCGCAAAACUGUCCAACAUUCCAAUCUUCCAAACUAUCACCAAUGCGGGAGAGGAUUGUUUAACUCUCAACAUUCGCCGUCCGUCAGGGACCAAACCUGAUGCAAAACUGCCCGUUUUGGUCUGGAUCUAUGGUGGCGGCUUUGAAACUGGGUCCACUACCAUGUAUGACGGUUCGAGUUUCGUCACUGCAUCUGUGAACUGGAAAAUGCCUGUUAUUUUCGUCACCAUGAACUAUCGCCUGGGCGCAUUCGGGUUUAUGCCCGGUUCGGAGAUUCUCGAAGAUGGAUCUGCCAACCUAGGUCUCCUCGACCAGCGACUGGCGCUAGAGUGGGUUGCAGAUAACAUUGAAGCCUUCGGAGGUGAUCCAUCAAAGGUGACUAUCUGGGGAGAAUCUGCCGGUGCAAUCUCCGUAUUCAAUCAGAUGGCGCUGUACGACGGCGAUCACACCUAUAAUGGCUCCCCACUCUUCCGCGGAGGAAUCAUGAACUCGGGAAGUAUCACUCCUGCUGAUCCUGUGGACUGCCCCAAGGGACAAGCUGUCUUUGAACAUGUGGUGAAGCAUGCCGGCUGCGAGAACGCAGAGGACAGACUGGAGUGUCUGCGCGAUUUGGACUAUACAGCCUUCCUGGAUGCAGCCAACUCCUUCCCCAACGACGUUUCCUAUAAUUCGGUGUCUUUGCCGUAUCUGCCUCGACCCGAUGGCAAGGUCUUGACAGACUCGCCUGAAAUAUUAGCCGAAAGUGGCAGAUACGCUUCUGUGCCAUUUAUCAUCGGCGAUCAGGAAGAUGAAGGCACCAUCUUUUCUUUGGCCCAAGUCAACAUUACAACCACAGAGGAGAUCGUGGACUAUUUGCAAAAUAUCUUCUUUUUCGACGCGACCCGAGACCAGCUCCAAGAACUGGUGUCCAAAUACCCCGAUACCGCAGCAUGCGGCUCACCCUUCCGCACAGGCGGUUUCAACAACUGGUACCCCCAGUACAAACGCAUUGCGUCGCUCCUAGGCGACAUCAGCUUCACCAUCGUCAGACGCGCAUUCCUAACACUCGCCAAAAAAGCAAAACCUGAUGUCCCCUUCUGGUCAUACCUAGCAUCAUACGGCUAUGGAACUCCCAUCCUCGGCACAUUCCAUGGAUCUGAUGUGUUGCAAGUCUUCUACGGGGUUUUACCGAACUACGCAUCCCGAUCAAUUCAUUCCUACUACCUGUCCUUCAUUUACGACCUAGACCCCAACUCUCGAGCCAACCACAUGGACUGGCCGCAGUGGAGUGGUAACCACAGCCUUAUGCAAUUUUUCAGUAACCAUGGUGCUUUACUGGCUGACGAUUUCCGGCAACCGGUCGGUGACUUUAUCUUGGAGAACUUCAAAGCUUUGCAUAUCUAA